This is a messenger RNA of Phycodurus eques (leafy seadragon), 5446 nucleotides long. It is a transcript of the gene tmem8b, whose product is annotated as transmembrane protein 8B. Gene Ontology annotation, cellular component: plasma membrane. The transcript has 13 exons. NCBI's taxonomy places the organism in Eukaryota, Metazoa, Chordata, Actinopteri, Syngnathiformes, Syngnathidae. The coding region runs from base 86 to 2488 and encodes 800 amino acids. The record is from RefSeq and is a predicted model, not a curated record.
AGGGAGCGGAGUGGGGGUAAAAAUGUAAAGCGGCAACAGCGAGCUGCACCGCGGCUCGAGCCCACGGCUACGAACAAUCGGAACCAUGUGGAGGGUGGAUCGCUGCCCCGUGAGGAGGAUGCUGCUCUUCAUCGUUUACACGUUCGUCUGCGUUCCUGGGGAUUGCCUUUUUGUGACUGAAUACUUCACCCGAACGCCUCGUAAGCUCAGUGCUUACAACUCAUUCGCCAGUGUGGAACUGUUCCACUUCAAUGUGCCUGACGACACCAUGAUGGCCGUAUGGAACCUCAUUAUCUUCAAGGAACAAGGCGGUACCUUUGGUGACAGCUGCCCCAAUCGCAAUGUGGCUGUGUACUUAAGGUCUGGUGCUCCCCCGGUAAUCAACCCCCUGAAAACUCACUUCCCUCGGGAUACAAUUGUCCCAGGAUCCUUUGCGGUGACUCUGACCUGGAUGCUCCCGAACCGAACCACGGGGGUGCUCAACGUGACCAGCCCGCUCCCUGGGGACUGGUUCCUGGCUGCGCAUUUACCCAAGGAUGAAGGCAAGAUCUCAGUCAAGGGUCUGUCUGAGGAGUGCCAGUAUCUGUUCCAGCCUCAGCUCAUUGUCCAGAGGCUCAUUGGGAUUGCGGUGCUCUAUCCGGGAUACUUCAUCGACCAGAUGAUCCCUGCUCACAACAGAUUUGCUCUUUAUAAAGUGUUUGCGCCAAAUUACAUAUCAAAGGUGAAAGUUCAGCUGCUGAACUGCGGUGUCAAGAACAAGAGCGGCAACACUUGCCCCGUGGUGUUGAAGAUAAGAGCGCGGGCGCCCCCCGUGCACAACUCGAGUGCCCUCGACUGCAAAGAGUGGAGCCCCUGCGAGCUGGACGCCUCGGUACCCACCUGGGAGCAAUGGUACUACAUCCAGGUGGAGCGAUACCUCACUAACGCCAACGUCUACUUCCGCAUCGGCGUGCAGGUUACAGACUGCAGCAAGUCCAACGCAUCCAAGGAGCAGUCCCCAGCCGGCUCCUCCAUGAACAUGCCGCAAUCGUUUGGCACGCCGAUGGCUUUCUCCUUGUCUGACGGCAUCUCCGCGGCGGCCCCGGGAGGGCCGUCGAACAACGCCACUCAGCUGCACACCUCAGGGGACAGCGUCGUUUACCUCGCUUCCCCCACCGACACCGACAAGUGCUGGCCCAUCCGUCCGACUCUUCGCAACGAGCUGGACACGUUCUCUGUGCACUUCUACGUCUUCUUUGGUCCAAAUAUAUCCAUUCCGCCUGACAGGGCGGCCGUGUUCGCCAUCAACCUCAUGCCCGUUUUAGACAGCGGGGGCGUUCUCAACAUGGAGCUGAAGCUCAACAUGUCGACGCUUAAAGACAAGAAUGUCACCGUGUUUGGCUGCCUGACUCAUGGGAUGCCUCUCUUCCUCUGGCAAAACUCCUCAUCGAAAUGUGAAUCAGAAUCUGUAGCUGGGUUUUUCCUCUCCGUGAACACAUCCACGAAUAUCACCAAACUCAGGAUUCCAUACCCCCAGACGGGCACAUGGUACUUCAGUCUGCGCUCUCUAUGUGCCACAGAACAUGGUUUCGAGACGUGCGCCAACAUCACUGCAGAGGUGUACAUGCGCGCCUACCUGACGCCGUGCAUCAACGACUGCGGCACGUACGGACAGUGCAAGCUGCUGCGCACCAACAACUACCUUUAUGCUGCAUGUGAAUGCAAAGCAGGCUGGGAAGGCUGGGGAUGCACGGACAAUUCCGAGGCCUACUCGUACAGCUUCCAACUUCUCUCCACCCUGCUGCUGUGUCUCAGUAACCUCAUGUUCAUUCCUCCCGUGGUCAUCGCGGUACGCAACCACUACCUGCUCGAAGCCUCCGUCUACAUCUUCACCAUGUUCUUCUCCACCUUCUACCACGCAUGUGACCAGCCGGGCAUUGUGGUCUUUUGCAUAAUGGAGUAUGACGUUCUGCAGUUCUGCGAUUUCCUCGGCUCGCUCAUGUCAGUGUGGGUCACGGUCAUCGCCAUGGCCAGGCUGAAGUCCAUCAUCAAACAGGUGUUGUAUUUGCUGGGGGCCAUGUCCCUGUCCAUGGCUUUGCAGCUGGACCGUCACGGUCUGUGGAACCUGCUGGGACCCAGCUUGUUUGCUCUGGGCAUCAUGGCAGUGGCAUGGACGGUGCGCACCAUCCGCCGGCGGCGAUGUUACCCGCCCACCUGGAAGCGCUGGGUUUUCUUCCUCUUCCCGGGCACGGCCAUCGCCACAUCCGCCGUGGCCCUUUACGCCUUUGUGGAGACGGAGGAGAAUUACUUCUACAUCCACAGUAUCUGGCACAUGCUGAUCGCCAGCAGCGUGGGUUUCCUCUUGCCACCCCGCGCCAAACCCGACGCCAAGGUGACGCCGCUGAAACGUAGGCGAGGCUGCGGGUAUCAGCUGUGCGUCAACGAGCAUGAAGAACUAGGCCUGGUCGACCCAGCCAUCAUCUCCAUAAACAGCAUCUGCACCAGCUGAUAAACUCCUACACUUUCACCCUCCUCCUAUUCUACCUUAGUGACACUUCAUUGCCUUCUUUGACUUGGGACGUUCACACGGGAAAUAAGCCACAGAACUUGAAGAACAGCUGUAAAUACUUUUAUGCAGAUAAUGACCCGUUAUUUGAUUUGAUCAACUUGUCGUAGUUCCAAUUGUUGUCCCCCGUGAAGCGAUGCAACGCCUCACGAUUUGCUCAGUAGAAUUUCUCAUCGGAAUUCUCCUCACCAACCAAUCUUGUUUAAACUCUUCAGGAUUAUUGUAUGUAUGGCUAAUCCAGACAGCCAACCAACCAACCAAGUCAAUUUUAUUGAUAUAGCGCCAAUUCACAUCAGAAGUUAUCUCAAGGCCAGAUCAAGAACCACACACCUCAUGUAUCUAUAUAUAAGACAACCAACUGAACCCUACAUUAGCAAGCACUUGGUGACAGCAACAAGGAAAAACACCCUCUAAACAGAACCCAGGUUUUGUGAGACGACCGUCUCCCUCGGCCGGUUGGGUUGAGAUGGAGAGACAGCGUAGAGGGACAGAUAGAAAGAGAAAACAGACUAGAGAGGUUGAGCGACGGGGGGAGGGAUGAGAGAGCAAUGGGCACAACAACAGCCCUUUCACAACAGUAAUAGUUUUAUGACAGUUGGAUUAUUUUCCCCAGUCAAAGAAAGAACUUCAUUGCUUUUAACAUCCAUUCAACUAUUUUCCUAGCGCUCGUCCUUACUAGGUUCGUGGGUGAACUGGAGCCUAUCUCAGAAGCGGGGUACACCCUAGACUGGUUGCCAGACAAUUUCAGUACUUGUAACAUAGCUAAACAAAAGUAACAGUGGAAGUCGAUGUCAGACGUUGGAUUAGAGUUCUGUUUCAGCUUUCGACAGAGUUCAGCUAAUGUUUCAACUUGUAGGUCAAUCGUGCCAUGUUAAAGCCAUUGAUUUUAAUAGAAUACAUUUGAGGUCAAACAUCAAAUCAGUGCAAGUUGUUUUUCAGAUCUCGACAGGUCACAACUUAGGCCCACCGCGCACCGAGCAGCAUCGGUGAACAUGAACAACUAAUAUUUCAAUUUCAAAUAUUAUUGUCCUGGCUCAAAGCAAGAACCCUAAUUGAUGACUGACUUCGGCAGCUGAGGUCAAAAGGGAAAUUCAUACGUUAGACGCACUUUCCAACGAGGUCGUCAAACUUCAGAUUGUUCUGUUAUCGUUUUGAUUCUGUCCCCUCGAUUGGCUGUCGACCAGUCCAGGGUGUAUCCCACCUCUUGCCCCAAACUCCACUUUACCCGUGACCCUAAUGAGGACAAGUGCUAUAGAAAAUGGAUGGAUGGAUGUGGCAUGGCAGAAUGACUCCUAUCGAUUUUGACUCUGAUCGAAGAUGCUCGGGGGUGGUUUUCGCUCACCGCUCUUGAGCGAUCGCUUUGCGGGGGCUUCACACUGUCGUCUUUCACACUUUUGUAAGUUACCAUGGAGACAAGUGCAAGUAUUACUGCUGUAUGUAUAAUAUAAGUCAUUCGAAUGAAAUAUGAGUGUGUGCUGUACGAGUACACGCGCUUUUGUUUGUGAAUAUGCAUUCAAAGUCAAGGCUGCUAUCUGACGUUGACUGUACAACUGCUUCUGUUGGUUAUUUAUUGAAACGGGCUGGUUACAUUUCACUUGAAGGGUUUUCAAGACAAACUUCAAAAUAUCCCCAUAAGGGAGACACAUACUACAAGCCUUUAAGAAAUAUCAAGGCAAGAUAUUACUCUCUGCGUCUGACAGAAUUUAUGAAUCUAUCUAUUUAAUCCUAUUAUUUAUCCACUUGAAACCGCUUAAAAAGGUAUCGCAAAGAAAUUACUGUAAUACAGAGAGACAAGACAGAGAAUUUUUUUUUUAGCAUAUCACACUGGGGUCUAACACCAAAGGAAUUUAUUAAUCUAACUAGCACAUCUUAUUUUACCAGCAGUGCAAAAAUUUCAAGGUAGAGUAUUUUUUCAACAUAUCGCAGUGACACAUAAGUAAUUAAUCUACAUAUUACCAUAGCAUAUAACCAAUUGGAAAGAAAUUCAGACAUUUCAAGUCAAGAGCAUUUUUUUACAUAACAGCAUGUGUCUGAAUUCAUUCAUCUAUCAAAUCUAAUUUUAAGGACAGUUCAAAAACUCAUUUGAAAGACUAAGAAAUUUCAAGGGAGAAUAUUUUUCAACAUGUCACAGUGACAUUUAAAUGUAUCUAUUAAAUUAGAUUUUAAAUGACAGUUUAAAAACUAAUUGGAAAGAAAUUAAGAAAUUUCAACUUAGAAUAUAUUUCAACAUAUCACAGUGAAAUAUUCUGAAUAUUCUCAUCUAGUGAAACCAAAAGACAAUUCAAAAACUAAGUGAAAAGAGAUGAAGACAUUUCAAGUGAAUUUUUUUAACAUAUCACAAUGCGUCUGAAAUCACAAGAAUUCAAUAAUCCUUGUAAUAAAUCUCUUUUCAACAACAGUUUGAAAACUAAGUUUAGUAUGAUUAAGAACUUUCAAGUCUGAGAGUUUUUGAACAAGCACUGGUUCGAACACUGAAAAUAGUUUUUCUGGACCCUAUUUUCUGAGGUUUUCUGUUCUUUCCACGCUUUCUCCUCUCAUAAUAACAACAAAAAGCAAAAAAGUCUUACUUUUCUCCUGCUGCUGCUGCACCUCACACUUUGAAAACCACUGCAAUUCAGUGAAGGGACAUUUUAUGAUUUCUCAAGGGUACAGUUUUUUUUUUAAUGAUUAUUUUAGAUUAUAUGGUAUCUUUUGCACUGAGAAUAGUUGUCAUGUGGAAUGUUAGACUGUCUUUUGCAAUGGCAAAUGUACCGCUUUGAAAUGAAUGUGCUGAGUGUUCUCGAGGGGAACAAAUCCAAAGUGCAGCUGCCUGUCGGGAGGAGAGUGAGAGAGGGGUGGAUCAUUGCAGACCUCAAAUCAAGACCGGUCCUCCUUUUCUCUCCCCCGAAAGGACCUGUGUGA